UGCUACAGGAACGGAGGCAGCUUGCUAGAGUAGCACCACCUGUGCGCAUGACACCAAGUACCACUGCCACCUGGCGGUUUAGUUUCCCCAAUCACCAGACGCUAGCGCCUCUGGCGGUCGGUGGGUGACACUGCAGGGGGUCGGGCGCUGCAUCCCAGUUCACCGCGGUCGGUCGGCUGGUGAGGGUGGUCCCAGCGCGCGCGGAAUAAAGUGAGACGUCCAUCGUCCGUGUGUUGAUCGUGAGCGGGGUGGUGUCUGCGCCCUGAGCUGCUCGUCGCGCGGAGCCACGCGGGUCUCACCAAGUCCCGAGGUGCCGCCGGGCCGAUCUUGGCGGCACCGCGCGAACACCACGGCCGCCCCGUCGCCGUGCGUGUGCUGUGGGGCCGGCGGCCCGGCCGGCCCCGGCGGCGGCCGCAGCAGCCAGCCGGACGUGCACCUAUCCGUGCAGCACGUCUCCGAUCUCAUCUACCCCAACCAGGACCCGCCGUGUCACUUUUGUGACGUGAACCGCUCGGAGCCGAUCCAUGGCGAGAACCGACUGCGGAUCGUCUCUGGAGGUCUGGUGUCGGGCAGAGAUGGACGAUGUGGCCACGCCUACAUGAACCUGCCCUCGCCCAAUGUCCAGAGUGAGGAUGGCUCGGACGUGUUUCCGGCAGAGAGCCGGUGCCUGGGUAUCACUGAGGAAGAGCCGGGACCCCAAGAGGCGCCGCCCGCCUCCGCCAUGGGGCGGCGCAGCGCGCUCGUGCCGCCAAAACUGAUCCCCACCGACGCAGAGAACGACGACGACAAAAAUCGCAAACUCUCCGAAGGGUCGUCGGAGAACGGUACUGCGAGGAACCGUCGCAGCUCGAUGGUGGUGAUCCCGCCCAUGCAGAUCUGCCCCGGUGACCUCCUCGUCUACAGCAAGGUCCUCACGCAGCGCAGCAAUCUCAUAGAGAGUCACCUGUAUGGAUCGGCACAAAGUUUGGCCGCGCCCGACACCGACUCCAACUGCUCAAGGAAAGGUCGGACGACGUGGUCCAUCCUCAAACUGUUUGACCGGUCAGGUCGGUCUCUCAAGUCGGAGUCGCUGUCGGGCAUCGAGCAGGUGCUGAUGGAGAUCCGGCCGUCGGAGUUCCGGGACGAGCAGCUGCACCGCUACAAGGGCCUGCCGUGGGCCGACUUUGUCUACCACGUGGAGGCGGGCACGGUGCCCCCGGUGGUACCCACGCCGACGUCCUCCUCAGGCGCGGCGCCAGCCGCCGCCGACAGCCUCUCCCGCCUGGAGAGGAGCGAGUCGGCAGAGAGUCCCUGCGAGCUCCCGGCCCGGGUCCGCCGGCCGCGACCACCCAGCACACUGACCCGCACCCUCAGCGAGCGCAGUCUGACCGAGCGACGCGGUCUGUUUCGCCGGAGGCUGGUGUGGACCAGCUUCGACCGGUCGCCGACGGCCACACCGCCCGUCUCGGCCGUGGCUAGUCCCGAGAGCCCGGCGCGGCGCGCAGCCACGGCCGGAGACAGUCCACCCACCGAGAGACGCUGCCACGAGGCCGUCUGGGACCUGUUCCAGUCCGAGUAUGCAUUCCUCUAUGAUCAUCUGAUGGUGCUGAAAAACGUUUACAUGGAGCCGCUGAAGCAGGUGCAAGUCGAGGGGUACCUGAUGGUGGCAGAGCCAGAGCUGCUCUUCGGAAACCUCGACGAGCUGUGCUGUGUUACUUAUGCGUUUUGCAAGGAUUUCAUCAAAACCCUCUUGAGCUUGUGUAAGGGAGAAGAAUCCGUAUCGCUGACAGGCAUUCUGUCAAAGCUGUUUUUAAAAAAUAAUAAAUCAUCUUGUUUGAGUCAGUCAUAUCAUCGUUACGCCCUGAACUACAUCAAUGCACUCAACUACUUGGAAACUCUGAGACGCCACAACGACUUCUGUGAAUUCGAAAAGUGGUGUAACCGCGACCCGCGCUGCAAGAAGCUGCAGCUGACGGACCUGCUGGUGGCGCCGGUGCAGCACAGUAUGAAGGUGCCGCUGAUGCUGCGUGACAUCCAGAACAAGACCGAGAGCCAGGAGGAGCGGCAGCUCAUCAGCACCAUCAUCGAGAACGAGGAGGCCUCGCUGCGCGAGCUGGACGACAAGAUGAAGUGGUUGAAGAACUUCGAGCGCCUGCUGGAGAUCCAGCGGAACCUGGUGUGGCCGUCGGUGAUGGAGAUGGACCCCAAGGCCUACAUCCCCGAGUUCCUGCGCCCAGCGCUGGCCAGACAGCCCUGUGAACGUCUGAUCGUCAGUCCGCGCAGACAGAUCAUCAUGGAGGGGCCGCUGCAGCUGGCAGACGCCGGCAAACCCAUCGAUAUGCACGUCAUCCUGUUUGACGACAUGCUGCUCAUCACGCGCAGGAAGAAAGGCCUCAGUAAAAAGAAGUCGUCCAUCACCGAGGGGUGGAGCAGCCACCACUCCCGAGGACUGCUGCAUCACGAGGCAGCCGUCCGGUACGUGGUCCACAAGCAGCCGCUGUCGCUGGACAGGUUCUUCCUGCACAACAUCGGCGGCCAGGAUGCGGUUGCCAGUCGCCUGGAGGGAGCCUUUGUCGUGGUACACCUCAACAGGUUUCAGCAGAUUGCGGCCGUCUACACGCUUCUCGCGCAGUCAGAACAGGUCAAGACGAUGUGGAUCACCAAGCUGCGUGAGGCCCAGGACAAGUGGAAGCGGACGCUGCAGAACACUGUGUUCCGUGCCACCACGCCCGAGCCGCGGCUGCGGGCUCCGUCAGGAGCCAGUCCCCAGGCGCACCACCACCACUGACCCCGGCCACACACCAGCGACCGCGCGGAGACCUUCUCCCUUCACCGCGCGGAGACCUCCCUUCACCGCGCGGAGACCGACUCCCUUCACCGCGCGGAGCCCUCCUUACUUCAGCACCGGUAACUCCACCAUCUUCUGACAGAAACUCGGCAGCUGUAUUUUAAGCACAAAUAGGAACUAUCUUCCACAUCCUUCACUCACUGGAAAGUGUGCAAUUAGUUACCCGAACGAGCUGACAUGACGGUAUCGUCGCAUUUUCUUGAUCUCUUGUAAAGCUGAAACAACUGCGUCGUUUCCUCUUUAGUGUGGAGCUCGCUGCUCGCCAUUGACACUCAGCGCGCACAUAUUAGUUGCCUCAAUACUGAUGUUCUCAAUCGCUGUCUCGGAGGCGGGAGAGAUGUUAUGAGCACACCCUUUUGGGCCGAGAAACGGGCGACAGAGGCGGGUGGUCGUCAGAACCAGAUUUGCUGAGUGAGGCGCGCUCUCGUGUACCUAGUCAUUGUGUGGGCGGCUCCAGACCUCGCGGUCAUCUGCUUGAGCUGUCCGCGAGUCUGUGCGCGUCCUGUGUCGCGAGGAGCGUGGUGGGAGUCUGCUUCACGCCGUGAUUGUUGGAUGAAACUGUCGCUCGCUGUUGCUGCCAGGAUGUGCGCCGCGUCGUGUGGCUGCUGUGUGCAGUGUCGUCUGCUUCAUCGGAGAACGGGCAACUCUGUAUUUUUCCAGUAUGAAUGUGCGGAGGUGUGGAAAGAAUGUGGGGACCUAAACGGGCGUAUUAGUGGAAAUCCAUGCUAGUCAAAUGGGUCAUGGGAAGACGUGGGGUUUAAGCUGUCGCAUAAUCUCUUCCAAUUCCAAUGCAUCUAGUUUGAUUUAGAAAUGUAACUUAAAAAGCGUUCUGACUUCUGACUAAGCUUGUUUGGAUCUGCGAGACGAACCAAAAAGGCAUUGGAUUGCUCAUCAAAAAUGUUCAAAAUUAGCGCAGCAUAGUUGCAUUUUAAGCCUGUGAUACUCUAAUCACUAUACAUGUGACGCGAUUGAACGGUCGAAAGACGAUUAAUUUUAUCGCAUGACUGGGGAUAAAUGUCGCCUACCUACCCUAUCUACCGUGUCAUCACUCAUGUCUGACACUGGCAGUGUGCCAAUAUUGAGUGACACUGGGCGAUGUUGACCUUGACCUGAGGUCACGGUCGACCUGCUCUCAGGAGCGGAUUGAGCUAGUCAGUCACAUGGUGCAGGGUGCCAGGUUGAUGGCCGGUGGAGGGCGCCAUGUUGAUAUUUUCCGGGGGUUAGAGGCGGGGCUAGGGGACGGGCGGCGGGAAGGGGUGGGAAGGGCGAGGCCGCCGGCCGGACCGAUAAUUCUCAUUGUGAAACGAUGGCCGGCGUUCGCCGUCGUCGGACAGCAAUGCUGAGGGGAGAUGAGACGCUUUCGGAUGACUUGUUGACGCACUGAUGAAUGUCUGAGAUUUUUAUAUGUCCGUCGCAACUAUAUCGCUGGUCAAUAAAUGUUUAUAUCAUGUUGGUA
This is a messenger RNA of Amphibalanus amphitrite, 4283 nucleotides long. Its product is annotated as pleckstrin homology domain-containing family G member 5-like. Gene Ontology annotation, biological process: Rho protein signal transduction. Bases 599 to 2767 code for a protein of 722 amino acids. Gene Ontology annotation, molecular function: guanyl-nucleotide exchange factor activity. The transcript is spliced from 15 exons. Lineage: Eukaryota; Metazoa; Arthropoda; Thecostraca; Balanomorpha; Balanidae. The record is from RefSeq and is a predicted model, not a curated record.